Messenger RNA from Tarenaya hassleriana, 2199 nucleotides. RefSeq lists its product as uncharacterized. The record is from RefSeq and is a predicted model, not a curated record. Gene Ontology annotation, molecular function: glycosyltransferase activity. Gene Ontology annotation, cellular component: membrane. Lineage: Eukaryota; Viridiplantae; Streptophyta; Magnoliopsida; Brassicales; Cleomaceae. The coding region runs from base 906 to 2060 and encodes 384 amino acids. The transcript has 2 exons.
ACUUUGAUCCGGGCUUGGUUUGGAAUUGAACGCUCUGACCGGCCCAGAGUCUUUGCAUCCUUCCGUCCUUUUUACGUUUCUGCCGAAGCAGACCCUCCACUUUACUCGACACUCGUUCGUCUACGCGAAACAAAGCCGCUUCGCGACGUCUCUCUCUCUCUCUCUGAGAUUCGUCGUCGUACUUCUCACGAUCUCUCUCUGUGUCUACACGUUUCGACAUGGAUUCGUAAAUCCCAACAGAAAUUCUCUAUGAUCCUUCCCGUUCCCAUGAUUAAGGCUCUUGUUUUCCUAUAAGUUCCCGCGUUGAUUCUCUUUCUGCUGUGAGACCCAGAUAAAAUUCCGGCGUUUCUCCCUUGGGUUCUGGGUUUCCUUGGGGAAGGGUCGUCUUGAAGUAGCUCUUGAUCUGUGUACUGUAUACAGGUUUUGACCGUCGGGAAGUCUGGUCGUCGAUUGCUCCGAGGUUUGGGUUGCUUUUCCGGCGACGAUACAGGGGUCGUACCGAGCCCUGUAGUGAUUUCGGGUUCUGGGUUUUCGAUUUUAAGGGUUUAUAUUUGAAAAAGUUGCAGAAGCUGUUGGUUCAGUAACUUCAGUUGUUUAACUGGAGUGUUCGGUUGCUUCAGGGUGUUGGAAUUUUCGGCUUAGUGAAGUAUACGGUGGAUUGAGACUAGCCAUUUCCUACCGGGGAAUGUUAGAUACUUCUGGUCGGAAAACACAGCGGGUCUAAGGCUCUGUGUUUUUGCGGUUUAGAGGAAGAACAUUAAUAGUUGACUUGGAUUGCCACAACAAUCGAGUUGUCGACUCUGAUCAAUUUUGGUGGUUUAGAGGAUGACAUUGUUGGGUUGAUGUCUGUUUCUGCAUAUAGGUUUUGUUGAUAAGUCUGGAGAUUGAAAUUGCUUAGUGUAAGGAUGCAGUCUAGGGUUGUACAGUUGGAGGAUGGUAAGGAAAAUGGGGUCAUUGGGACAGGCCGAGGAGGGCAGAACAAGCCGGUGUCAUUCAAAUAUCUUCUACUACUGGGAGUGUUUCUAUCUUUCUCUAUUGCCUUCUUUAUCAUUAGUGUAUCAAUGGUCAAGUAUUUCGGGAUUCACACCACAGUCGCUUCUGGUUUCGUGCCGUGCCAUGGGGAAGAGAAUGGUCUGGACAGAUGGAUAAGACCUCCGUCAGAUCUGAUGCACGAAAUGAGCGACGAAGAGCUCCUUUGGCGGGCAUCUUUCGUGCCCCGGAGAAAAGAAUACCCUUUUAACAGAGUUCCAAAGAUUGCGUUUAUGUUCUUGACGAAGGGGCCGUUGCCUCUUUCGCCUCUUUGGGAGAGGUUUCUCAAGGGAUAUGAAGGGCUUUACUCAGUUUACAUCCAUUCUCACCCUUCUUUUACAGCCAAGUUUCCGCCUUCUUCUGUUUUCUACCGCAGGCAGAUCCCGAGUAAGGCCGCUGAAUGGGGGAGAAUGACAAUGUGUGACGCAGAGAGACGGCUUCUCGCCAACGCCCUACUCGAUAUCUCGAACGAAUGGUUCGUUCUCCUGUCCGAGACAUGCAUACCUCUCUUCAACUUCACCACAAUCCACCGAUACAUAACCAAAUCCAAACACAGUUUCGUCGGUUCGUUCGACGAUCCUGGUCCCUACGGCCGUGGCCGCUACAACAGCAGCAUGGCCCCUGAAAUGGACAUCACUCAGUGGCGAAAAGGGUCGCAGUGGUUUGAAGUAAACCGAGAGCUGGCGGUCACGAUCGUCAAGGACACCGUGUAUUACCCGAAAUUCAGAGACUUUUGCCGACCCGCUUGCUACGUGGAUGAGCAUUACUUCCCGACGAUGUUGAAUGUCGAGAAACCAGGGCUCUUGGCCAACCGGAGCGUCACUUGGGUGGACUGGUCACGAGGCGGAGCCCAUCCGGCAACGUUCGGCCGUUCAGACAUGACGGAGGAUUUCUUUGGGAGGAUCCAUGGUGGUCGUAACUGCAGUUACAACGGUCACAACACUUCCAUGUGUUAUCUCUUUGCACGGAAGUUUGCUCCCAGUGCUUUGGAGCCUUUGCUUCACUUAGCUCCCAAGGUCCUGGGAUUUUGAUGAACCCGGAACUCGAACUCAGAUAUCGGAAAUUAGAUUGAGGAAAAAUGGAUAGUUUAAUAAGAAUUACAAUGAUUAUUUUAUUUUUUAUUUUAUUUUUGAUGUUUUGUUAAAUGAAAUUGAUUUCAGAAUUUGGUUA